UUUCAGCGGCCGUUCAUGGCCGCGCUGACCGUCACGUUUCCGUCCGUCCAACGAGACGAAACAGUAGAUAAGACAGCUGCAGGUGACGACGCACGUGUCGAACAGGGUCGGCACACGAUUUUCGAAAUACGCGAAGCUGAAAAUAUUCUGCGGCCACGAAUACAACUCUGUACGAUAAUCGUGAUAAUCAUUAUAAUGGGCUCCCGCGAUCGUAGCCUAUCGGACUUUUAUCGUUACGUGUUACCAAAGAACUUUUUACUGAAGUUUGCCAUACUGGCGUUGAUUUUCAUCUUCACGGACGUGGGACGUCAUCUGCGAUCUCUGUUCGAUCCCUCAGCACUCUCCACCGAGGACAAAUUGGAAUACAAAUUCUACCCCGUCGCUACCGGGCAGGUUCAGUUCCGGGUGAAGGCAGCGAACGACGCCCACGUUGCUCUCACCACCGGCCCCGAGGAGGGAGAACCCAUGUACGAGGUUUUCAUCGGCGGAUGGAGCAACGGCAAAUCCGUGAUUCGCAAGAAUAGAGCGAAACCCGAAGCCGCGGAAGCCGAGACACCUGGUAUAUUAAGUCCUGACGAAUUCCGCGGUUUUUGGAUCAGAUGGGGCGAUGGUGCUAUCUCCGUGGGCAAGGAAGGCGAACCGAGUGCAUUCCUCACGUAUACCGAUCCAGACCCGUUCGGAAUCGGUUACUUCGGAGUGUGCACUGGUUGGGGUGCCUCCGGCGAAUGGAUGAUCGAAGGACACGGCUCGCUGUCAACGGGGAAUAAAUUAGUCUACCAAUUUCGUAAUGUGAGAAGCGGGGCUGUCCUCCUGGACGUGAAGGCCAAGAGUAACGCUCACAUUGCCUUGACCAACAAAAGGGGCGAAUCGUCCCCUAUGUAUGAAAUCUUGCUUGGGGGUUGGGAGAACAUGGCGUCGGUCAUCAGAUACGAUCGUAAACAGCCCGACAAGGUGCGCGUAGACACGCCAUACCUGAUGAACGAGAGCCAGUCGAAGAAGUUCGCGAUUACUUGGCUCGACGGCUUGAUCAGAGUCAGGGCUGAGAAUCUAAGCGGUCCCGUGAUCAUGGAAUGGCGGGAUCCUAAGCCGAUCGGCAUCAGCUACGUGGGCGUACGCACCGGUUGGGGCGCGACCGGAAAAUGGCAACUUCGUGCUGUCAGAUUUCCGGCUCCCGAUGCCAAAAAUGCAACGAGCCCAUCUGCCCCGCCUCCACCGGUGCAAGGUUUGGAGGAGGUAGGCGGUAAGUUCGGAGAAUGCUGGUGUGACUCGACAGGUGGCAUGGUGCCUGGAGAUGCUGUCGAAGGUGGAAAGGACGACGAGGUCCUGUUUGUAGGCAGAGCCUUCCACGAAGGAGCUCUUCUGCCCGGCAAAGUUAAACCUAGCCACUCUGUUUGCUACGUUGCAUGGGGUGGUGAAGAGCAUGGAAAGUCUGAGUACCAGGUUCUCUGUGGCUGCAGGCCUACAUGGGUUUCAACCAGUGGAAACAACAUUCCUCCCAAUUCAAUUCCUGGUGGCGAAACUGAGGAUGGGGAACCCCUCUUCAUCGGCCGCGUGCAACACGAAGGCACUUUGACAGUUGGCAAGGUGCAACCGUCCCACAGCGUCUGCUAUAUCCCAUUCGGUGGUACCGAAGUCGCCUUUCCCGAUUACGAGAUUUUGGUUUCACAGUAAUCGAGCAGUGAUCGCGCUGAGACAAAACAGAAUUACAGGCUGCACCGACUCGUCGAUGAAUUUUAACCAUUGUUUCAACAAUAAUUUUGUUUUCCAAAGCUAUGUUCAACAUUAAAAGGAGAAUCAGUUUGUGUUAUAUAUAAUAAGAUCGAUUUAAUAAUAAAAAAAGAAUAAUAUUAAGAAGAAUCA
This is a messenger RNA of Megalopta genalis, 1860 nucleotides long. RefSeq lists its product as uncharacterized. Lineage: Eukaryota; Metazoa; Arthropoda; Insecta; Hymenoptera; Halictidae. The record is from RefSeq and is a predicted model, not a curated record.